Lotus japonicus is the source of this 1266-nucleotide messenger RNA. Its product is annotated as peroxidase 64-like. Gene Ontology annotation, biological process: response to oxidative stress; hydrogen peroxide catabolic process. Bases 48 to 998 code for a protein of 316 amino acids. NCBI's taxonomy places the organism in Eukaryota, Viridiplantae, Streptophyta, Magnoliopsida, Fabales, Fabaceae. Gene Ontology annotation, molecular function: heme binding; peroxidase activity. The record is from RefSeq and is a predicted model, not a curated record. The transcript has 4 exons. Gene Ontology annotation, cellular component: plant-type cell wall; plasmodesma.
GAUUUCCACAACUAAAGUUGAGAAUCAUUCAAACAGUCUUAAUUAGCAUGGCUAUCAGUGUUGCAUUCUUGAAUUUAAUUCUGAUGUUUUUAGUAGUUUCAACAGGGAAUUCACUAAGCUUAAACCACUAUGAAAAGACAUGCCCUGAUGUGGAGUUCAUUGUGGCCAAGACGGUGAAAGCUGCUACUUCUCAGGACAAAACUGUCCCUGCAGCACUUCUGAGGAUGCACUUCCAUGACUGCUUCAUUCGGGGAUGUGAUGCCUCUGUGCUGUUAAACUCAAAAGGAAGCAACAAAGCAGAGAAAGAUGGACCACCAAAUGUUUCUUUGCAUGCAUUCUUUGUCAUUGAUGGUGCAAAGAAAGCAGUAGAAGCUGCAUGCCCUGGUGUGGUCUCCUGUGCUGAUAUCCUAGCUCUAGCAGCAAGGGAUGCAGUAUUUCUGUCUGGAGGUCCAAGUUGGGAUGUACCUAAAGGAAGAAAGGAUGGAAGAAAAUCCCAGGCCAGUGAAACCACACAAUUACCAGCACCAACCUUCAACAUAUCACAACUACAGAAGAGCUUCUCUCAAAGAGGUCUAUCAAUUGAAGACUUGGUAGCUUUGUCAGGAGGACAUACUUUAGGUUUCUCUCACUGCUCAUCCUUCAAGAACAGACUCCAUAGUUUCAAUGCUACACAUGAUGUGGACCCUGCAUUGAAUCCAUCAUUUGCAGCAAAGCUAAAAUCAAUUUGUCCACUGAAAAAUCAUGCAAAGAGUGCUGGUUCCACCUUGGAUGCUUCUUCAACUACAUUUGAUAAUACAUAUUACAAGUUGAUCCUCCAAGGGAAGAGCAUUUUUUCUUCUGAUCAGGCUCUUCUUGAUACCCCAAAUACCAAGGAUCUUGUUUCUAAGUUUGCUACCUCACAAGGUGCUUUUUACAAAGCUUUUGUGAAGUCCAUGAUCAAAAUGAGCAGCAUCAAUGGUGGGGGAGAGAUUAGGAAGGACUGCAGGGUCGUCAAUUAGAAAGCCUUUCUUAUAGCGUGUUCGGGUCAGAAUUCAUCAGAAUCAAUUUUAAAGCCCAGAAACUACUUACAGAUUCUGGUUUCAGAAUCAAUUGUAGAAGUAUUUACAAAAGUGCACAUAGUUUCAUUCGAGUUAAACUAUAAUUUCCGAUUAAGAGAAGCAGGAUGGCAGCAUGUGUCCUGUUUGAGAAAUGGAAAUAAUUUUUUCUACAUUAUUAUAAGUACAUGUACUUUCUCAUUGUAAUGAAUUUUAAGCAUGUCUUGUGAAA